AUGGGUUCAUCUAACUGCCCGGGACUUAUCUCGCUGGAUGAAUGCCGAAAUUAUUGCAACGAUGAUUACGAGCUACGGGAACAAAAGAAACUUGAUUCAACGAUGCCAUGGAUUGGCAUGUAUAUUGCAGCAGCUUCUGUAGUCUGCGCAAUUGCUAUGGCAGCUGAUGCCUUUUGUGGCUUCAGAAACAAAAGGCUCUGGUUCCCGUGUAAGUACUUCUCUCUGAAUGCAACUUCAUUGACCCUAUUAGCUAUCACAUUGAAGUUGCCAGUGGAUAUUACUGCCUUUGUGUUGGGCAAUUACGAUAAGAUAGCUUGGGUUUGUAGCCCCAUCUUGAUGUCAACUUCUAUGGGAAAUUUCAUGAUAGCUUUGGGAUCCAUGAAUGGUAAUGAGAUCUUACUUAACAUGACUGCUCUAGGCAUCCUGAUAAUUACAGUUAUUGUCAAUAUUUGUAUCCGUAUUAUCCAAAUGCGUGAUUUUGAUGUUAUAGAGAUAUUGGGAGAAGCAAUUGCAGCCACUGUUUUUAUGUUUCUUUCACUUGUUAUCUUCGUAUCUUUGUCUUUAACGGUUCCAACCACCAGAAUAUAUCUAGAAUCAAAGUACAAUGAAAUGCACAAAAUAGUUUUGGACAAAGAAAAAGUGGAGUGGAGGAAAUUUACAGUCGAUAAUCUGAGACUAGUGGUGAAGAAGUAUUGGGUGAUGGCAGUAACUGGUAAUCCCCAGUUUGUGAUUGCACGUUCUGUUUUUAGCGCUACUUCAGGUGUGAUGUGUCUGUUGAUUGCUCUCACCUUGGUAGAAGCUCAUAUAAGGAUGCCAAUAGUGUACAAAGGAUUUGGAAGGGUUUAUUCUGCCUAUAAGUGGUCCAUCGAUUGGAUUAUUGUAACACAGUCUAUCGGAGUGGCAGUGGGUAUUAUUGCCCCUGCAUUCAGAUGGUUCACUGCUGCCAGCUUCAAGAGUUCAGAAUUAGGGAGCAAAAGCUUCAGAGACGAAUUCAAAAUCGAGACUUAUUGGAUUCAGAGUCUUGUUGACUGGAGAGAAAGAUCGUUGCCUAUACACUUUCCGCACCACAAGUGCAGAAAACUUUUUCAAGAUGCAAAAUGGCUAAUUCUCAAUUUCUGCAUUGGUGUUCAGAUUCUAAUUGUUUUGGUUGGCAAACUUUUUCUUCUUAUUUCUGCAUUAUGCCUCCACCACAUCAAUACGUUGAAGUUAUUCAUUAAUGAUGCUGUUAAGAUCAAGAAAAGAUCAGAAUCUGGCGAGGGCACCCAGCUGGAUCUAUCUAAGUACGUCCUGCUACUUGAAGGAGAGGCAGAAGUCCCUAAAAGGGUCUUGAAGAACAUUUGCAAUGAGGUGGACAAGCUGAUGCAGAAAUCUAAAAGAAAGUAUCCGAAGAACCUAAUUGAACUUCUAAAUAAAUCUACCAACUUCAAUGGGGUUAGAGAAUUUGACAGUAAUGAAAUUCCAAGAUUAAAUUCCGCAGCCGAGCCUCCUAAUUGCUGGUCUCUACCCGUUGUGACUCUUACAAGCAUUGCAAUUUCACUUCCUAACAUCCCAAAUGACCGUGUCAAUCAGUUAGUGAGGUGCGUCGGUGAAGGCUUAUUGUUGCUAAAACUUAUAGAGAAAAGCCUGGAUAGAAAUGGAGCUUUGGUAAACAUCAGAAAUGCAGCCGAUGUUGUAUGGGUAGAAGUUGAAUUACAUCGCAAGUGGCUAGAUAAGGAUCUCCAUAAAUCAUAUCUCCAAGGCAGAACCUCUGGGGAAACACUUGGAAGAGUUCUCCAAUGA
Olea europaea var. sylvestris is the source of this 1779-nucleotide messenger RNA. RefSeq lists its product as uncharacterized. NCBI's taxonomy places the organism in Eukaryota, Viridiplantae, Streptophyta, Magnoliopsida, Lamiales, Oleaceae. Bases 1 to 1779 code for a protein of 592 amino acids. The transcript has a single exon. The record is from RefSeq and is a predicted model, not a curated record.